Molecule: messenger RNA, 378 nt
Organism: Spirometra erinaceieuropaei
Lineage: Eukaryota; Metazoa; Platyhelminthes; Cestoda; Diphyllobothriidea; Diphyllobothriidae
Source: the annotation of a GenBank genome assembly
AUGAAGUCAACCACACCACCGCUGCCAAAGUCAAACGCGUGGCUCGCAGAUCCUAACUGCGUCCACCUCUCAACGCCAACGCUCAAUCACCCCGACUUGCUCACCCUACCAGCGGACGUUCCGAGCACCAGUAGCCUUGUAGGACAUAUUCGUACCAACCGCAGCACCCGGACUACACCAGCUGCCGUCUCCUCGUCCAGCUCUGCCCCAUCCUCCACGUCGACAACCAACACUGACCACACUCCCCAACUCUCACUACCAUCCUCCUCUUCCUCCAUUGCCUCAACAUCCGCUACGGUGGCUGCUGUACUCACCACCCCUGCACACAGUCCUGACACAUCAACAAGCAUUAACCUCCCCCACCCCCAACAACGCUAG